Molecule: messenger RNA, 6775 nt
Organism: Zootoca vivipara (common lizard)
Lineage: Eukaryota; Metazoa; Chordata; Lepidosauria; Squamata; Lacertidae
Gene: SFXN5
Product: sideroflexin 5
Biological process (GO): citrate transport; monoatomic ion transport; mitochondrial transmembrane transport
Cellular component (GO): mitochondrial inner membrane
Molecular function (GO): citrate transmembrane transporter activity; monoatomic ion transmembrane transporter activity
Source: RefSeq, a predicted model, not a curated record
CGGCGAAGGAGAUUCUCUGGCUCCCAGUGGCGCCGUAAGGGGAUGGCGGAGAGCGCGGGCUUCCCGCCCUUCCAGCUGGGAAGGCCUCGCUUCGAGCAGACUUCGUUUUAUGGAAGGUUUAGACACUUCUUGGACAUCAUUGACCCCCGCACCCUCUUUGUCACUGAGAGUCGUCUGAAAGAAGCUGUGCAGUUGCUGGAGGAUUAUAAACAUGGGACUCUGCCCCCAGGAGUCACCAACAAAGAGCUUUGGAAAGCACAAAAAAUUAAACAGGCCAUCAUCCAUCCGGACACUAACGAGACGAUUUUCAUGCCUUUCAGAAUGUCAGGUUACAUUCCUUUUGGGACACCUAUUGUUGUCGGUCUCCUGCUGCCAAAUCAAACGCUGGCAUCCACCGUCUUCUGGCAGUGGUUGAAUCAGAGCCACAAUGCCUGUGUCAACUAUGCAAACCGAAAUGCGACAAAGCCUUCUCCAACGUCCAAGUUCAUCCAGGGCUACUUGGGAGCUGUCCUAAGUGCUGUCUCGAUCGCAGUGGGCCUUAAUGUUCUGAUCCAGAGAGCUAAUCAGUUUACUCCGGCCACCCGGCUCCUGAUCCAGAGAUUUGUGCCAUUCCCCGCUGUAGCCAGUGCCAAUAUUUGCAACGUGGUCCUGAUGAGACACAUGGAGCUGGAGGAGGGGAUUGACGUCCUGGAUAGCGAUGGGAACACGGUCGGGUCUUCCAGAAUUGCUGCCAAACAUGCACUGCUAGAGACGGCCCUGACCAGAGUGGUCCUGCCAAUGCCUAUACUGGUUCUACCUCCCAUCAUCAUGUCUCUACUGGAAAAAACGGCUCUCCUGCGGUCGCGGCCCCGGAUGGCCCUCCCUGUGCAGAGCCUUGUGUGCCUUGCUGCCUUCGGCCUGGCGCUGCCCCUGGCCAUCAGCCUCUUCCCGCAGAUGUCUGAGAUUGAGACGUCGCGCCUUGAGCCCGAAAUUGCCCAGGCUACCACCAGUGAGACCCUUGUCUACAACAAAGGGUUGUAAGCGGAAGCGGAGCUGCCGGGCGUGGGAGACGGAGAGGCGUGGAAAGGAGAGCCAGGAGGAAGGGAGGAGGACUAAGACAAUAGAAGGAAAGAGCUGGAGAACCUCGUAGCAUCUUCCCACCCGAGCGUAAAUUAACACUUUCAGAGACCCAGCAUCUCACGUCGGUUGAAAAGAUUAAUAUUUAAAGUUUUAAAUUAGCGACAGUAACGGCACAAAGGAAAGCAUGCCAGGGAGGGAGGGAGGGAGGGAGCCGAAAGCCGACAUGCUGAAUCCGCAGCAGAGCCGUGCAGAGGGGGGGUUGUUGUGGCCCCUUUCCGUGGCUCCGCUCGGCUCUCAUGCGACUUCCCCCCCCCCCAGCCUGAGGAGCUCAGCCUCUGCCGCUCUGUUCGGUUCUGCACAGCAAUGAGCCCCCAGCGCAUGACUUAGAAGAAUUAGGUAGGUAGGUAGGGCGUCUUGAUAAUCGUACUCUUUCGAUUCCGUGUCACUCUUGCACCAGUCGAUGUGCACCACUCGCUUUGAUUCUAAACAAAUAACACGGCCAAGGUCGUAGCUGACACGCAGCACCCACAUCCCCCACCCCCCCGGCCUGAGGACUGCCUCGACACUCCACCACAUAUAUAUAUAUCUCUCCAGUGGGUGAGCUUGCAAGUUAAAUUUGCCCUGCUCUAAUUGCAGCCAUCACUUGGUUGGUCGGAACGUGUGAAGCUCCUGUGGUGGGUCUCCACGGAUCGUAGCAAAAAGUGCUGUUUGCAGGUUGCCCUCCCCCCAUUGUGGGACGGGGGGAGCUUUCUGGCCAGGUGCCCGAUGCGCAGCCAUCGUCCAGGGCUCUGCCUACACAAUGAGGUCGUCCGGCCUUCCUCCCCACUUGGCAGCGGUGGAGGUGCUUGGGGGCACUGCUCAGCCGCUGUCCCUCCCUCUCUUUCCACCAAUGCCUCCCUGCUUCCUUCCCCUGCUGCUUCAGCCCAGAUGCCCCCUGCAGUGCCAUAAAGGGAGGGAGGGAGGGAGGGAGGGCAGGGAGGAAAGGCAGGGCAGGUGCUCUUCCAGAGGCAGGAGGGAAGAGUAGGUGGCAGCCGUCAGCAGGGAGGGUCACUGGAUGGCCCAGAGGAGGAGGCAAACUGCAAACGGUUCUCUGCUGGAGAAGGAAAUGCCAUUGGCUUCAUUAACCCUAGUGAAGAACUUUCUGGAGGUGAGCAGCCUUGUUUGACAGUGGAACAGACUCCCUUGGGCGCUCCUUCCUCGGAGGUUUUUAAGCAGGGCUUCUGAGAUUCCUGCAUUGCAGGGAGUUGGACUACUUGAGCCUUGAGGUCCCUCCCAACUCUACAAUUCUACGAUUCUAACGUGGUGGAACUAAGCCCAGGGUUUCCAUUGGCAGCGCUCCAUAGAUUUGCACCACCAGAGAGAACUUUGUGACCCCAGGCAGUGCCAGGGGUGCCAGUCUGCAGUGCUUGGCCCAAAGCAGGCUGCCAGCGCUGGAGGGGUCUGCUUUGACCCCUGGAAAGGGUUGGGAAGCAGGGAGGAAACGUGCAAGGAAGGGUGGACUGCUGCUCUUGCUGCUCACCUUCACGACUCUGCAUUUGAUUAGAGGAAGAGGAAUAUGCAGUGGUACCUCUACUUACGAGCUCCCUCCGCCAUCUUGGAUGCGGUUUAGAUAGGAUUUUUUCUACUUACGAAUUUUUAGAUAGGGUUGCUUCGACUUACGAAUUUUUCCUCCCAAUGCAUUCCUAUGGGAUUCGACUUACAAUUUUUUUCGACUUACAAAUGUGCGUUCAGAACGCAUUAAAUUCGUAAGUAGAGGUAGCACUGUAUUAGAUUUUGCACCACGGAAGAGGCAGCACACACAGCCAAACAGUCACUGAGGUGGGGGUUCAGUGGGUGCACACACUCUGUGUGCUGAGCGGUUGCCUGGGGGGCUCCCCACACAUACCGCUGGAGAGGGGCCAGGUCAGCGAAUCCCUGCCAGAGAUCUCCUCUGCAGCCAAUUCCCUCGCUCUUCCUAGAUUCCUUGAAGUUUGAACCCUCUGCCUGGUUCCUAGGAGGAAGGAGGGAGGGGCACCCACAGCCCCUCUAUGGGGUGGGGCCAGGUGGCCCUGAGGAUCCCUUCCAACUCUAUCUAUCCUCUUCACUGUGUGCCUCGCAGGUGAGCACCACCAGGCGCUAGUCUGGGAGAGGAACAAAUCAGGGGGUCUCUUACGGAUUCAUUGUUCCAAAAGCAUUAAGGGGGUCAGAUUUCUGGGCUGGGGAAGCAGCCACCUUUCAUCAGAGAUGUCAGCAAUUUCAGGGAGCCUCAGUCUCAGGUGACCAAAUGAGGGAUGUGGGUUGUGAGUCACGCAGAGGAUGGUGCAGAGAUCCUCAAAAUAACACACUUUACACUUUUCCCUGUGUAUAUCUGCAGGUCUGAAGACCUCCGAGCACUUUAGAAAGGAGCCUGCGGCAGCUGAGAACAUAAGACUAGACUAGGUGGGCCUUUGGCCUGAUCCAGCAGGCUCUUCUUAGGCUCCUUCGUAACGCAGUAAAAUUCAAAACAAUUACCAUUAGCUGCACAUUUAUUCAAAACCUAAUUAAAACGACUUACGUUUAAUUAAUUCAGCAAAGCAGAUGAACUUGAUCCAGUGAUACCAGCUUUUCAAAGCCUUCACACCUCCAGUGCCCCCAUUCUGCCCCCCUACCUCUUAGCACCUCCCAAGGCAUUCCACUGCCCCGGGAGGUAGGAGUGCCCGUUUUGGGAACGGCUGAUCCAGAUGUUAAUAUGCUUUGAAAUCUCAACAGGUUCCAAUGUGGGGUUGAAAUGCAGGAAAUCCUAGAACGGUGGAGUUGGAAGGAACAUCUAGUCCAACUCCCUGCAAGGCAGGCAUCACAGAUACGUGGUUUUUUGUCCUAGGCAAGUCCCCUGCUGCCCUCCCACCCAGCCCACCCCGUGCCUCCAUGGGGGGCUGUCAGGAGGGAGGCCUUGGAACUCCCAUAGGAUCAGAGGGAUCUGCCUUCCACUGAAUGAGGCCGUUGGUCCCUUGAGCUCAGAGUUGCCUGCUCUGCACUGACUGGCAGAGGGAUUGAACCCAGGACCUUCUGCAUGCCAAGCAGGGGCUCUGCUGCUGAGCUACAUGGUCCCUUCCUGUCUCCCACCCACCCGAAUGGCGAAGUUUCAAGCACUUCUUGAAAGGGGCCCCUGUGAAUCCCAUGGCUCUUUGAAUCGUAGAGUUGGAAGGGACCCCUAAGGGUCUUGUGGCCCAACCCCCUGCAGUGCAGGAAUCUCAGUCUUUGUCCCGGUAAGUGUUUCCUGCUGUCGAGUAGCCCCCUUUCCCCUGCUGGACCCCUUGGACAGAGGAGGCCCUGAUCCUGCUUUACCUGGCCCCCUUCCUGUGUUCUUGGCCGGGAGCAAGGGCUGUUUCCCUCCCCCUUCCCUCUUGGAGAGCAAGCAGAUAUCUGCUUCCCUCUGUCGGGGCACCAAGCGAAGCCUGAGCCAAAGCCCACAAGGGUCCGCCUAAAGGCUAAUUAAUUUUCCCGUCUCCCCAAAGGUACAAAGGGGAGCCUGGGAUCUUGGGACGGCGGCGGCGGCGUUUGGUGUUUUAUCAUUUCCCAUAAUUGGGGAGGCGGGGGAGGGGGAGGAGCCCCCGCCAGGGUGGGUUGCUCACCUCCGCCGCCCGUAAUAAUGAGAUGAUCAUCCCUCGUAGCUUUUAAUUAGAACCGAGCAGCUAAUUGAUUUCUUGGGUAUGUUAAUUAAGAAAUAAUGAGGACGGCAUUGCAGCAGGAAGAGGCGGCAAAGGGUUGGGUGUUGGGAGGAGGAGGAGAGGCCUGCGAGGGUCCCGGGGGUAUCCCAAAAACCUUUGCCAUUCCAGCCUCAAUGAGUUAGGUUUCCCAAAUUGCAAGGAAGGAGAUUCCGACUUGAACAUCAGGAAGAACUUUCUGAGGGCAAGAGCUGUUUGACUGUGGGACAGACUCCCUCAGAAGGAGGGGGCCUCCUGAAGCAGAGGUUGGGGGGCCACCUGCCAGGGGUGCCUUUGCUGAGGUUCCUGCAUUGCAGGGGUUGGAGUAGAGGACCCUUGGGGAUCCCUUCCAACUCUAGGAUUCUGUGAAAGGAGGGUCCAACUAAGCUGGAGGAAUAACUUUCUGACGGUAAAAGCCGUUCAACAGUGGAGUAGACCCGCCUUGGAAGAGGGUGGACUCUCCUUCGGUGGAGACUAGAGGGCCCUUGGGACACCCCCACCCCAACUCUACUGCUCCUUGAUUCUAUUAUCCACGGGGAGAGGCUUCCCCCUCUUGCCCACACUCCCUCCCACAAAGACCCCCCACCAUUGGCACUGGGGGGAGGGGAGGUUGACCUUCAGCCUGUUCUCUCCAGAGGCUGUGCGUGGGCAGGAUGUGUGCGGAGAAGCCAGCCCUCUCGCCAGCCAGAAUAUCUGCCUGCCUGCCCCCUCUGGGGGGAGGGCCAGGCCAGGCCCCCCCAUGGCUGACUUCCUGGCAACUUACAGGGGACCUGUGUGCCCUCGGAGGAGCCCAGGGGUGGGGUGGAGGCCAGCCUGCAGGAAGGGUGUUGAGCAUCAUGGAAGUGUAUUUGGGCAGCAGCGGAGGGGGGACGCACUUGUGAAUACGCACCCGGGGGCUGGGGGAUUGGGUGCAGCAGCUCUCGCCUCCUUCCUGGAGGAAUUCCUUUCCUUCACCCAUUCAGGUAUCAUUUGGCAUGGAAGCAAAAUGUAACCUUUUCAUUUGAAAGAAACAAAAACCCAUUUAUCAUGGGAUUGCAUGGAAAGGGGAGCCAAGAGGCAGCCCCAGAAUGCCUGUGUAAGUUCUGUCUGGCCCCCAAGGGCCAUUAAUCUCAGGGUUACGCAGGAGCCAUGGAUCCAGAAUCAGGGAGGAGGGGAGGGACAAGUUCUUCCAUUGUUUCCUACCCAUUGAAUUCUUUUCCUGGGAGUCCACCACGAAGCCGUAUGCCAGAGAGCUUGGGGGUGGGGGCAUCUCAAACCGCCACCCCACCCCCACUGCACAUGAGCCCUUGCCAUCCUUGGCUUGUGGCCCUUUUCCUGCAUUGCCCAUCCCUGGUCACAAUGUUCUCAGGUCCAUGGGUGCUGGCAGCCCUGUGGGAGCAGCCCAUGCGCAGGAGAGGACCACAACUCUUGCAGGAGCCCAGCCAUCAAGCGGAAUGGCCUGCAGACCCUGGCCAGGCAGGUCCCACCUAGGUCAGAGGGGACGCACUGUGGACCUGGCUGGGCUCUGGCCUGGCCUGGCCUGGCCUGGUGGGACUGCAGCUCCCCAAGAGGCUUGGCUGGCCAGGCAGGGGCUGCAGGCAGAGUUGAGGGCAGCAUUGCGCCCAGGGCCUGAGCCUCCCUGGGCCUCAGCACCUGGGUUCCUUCUGGGGGGCCUUAGGUGGCCCUUGGCACCUAGAUUUGAAUGCACCUUAUUGCUGUCUCCAACUGGCACUUCUCUCCCUUGUCCUGCUCUGAACUCACUCGUCUUCCAGCGACUCUGAUCACCUGACUGUCUGAGCGCAGAUACCUCUGUCAAUGCCAAUCCACUUGGAAGUGUGCACAGUCUCUUUUUAACUUCCUCAAUAGAUUUAUUGACCGUGACACUUUAUGUAACACUUCUAAAUGUCUGGAAUAAAAAUGACACAGCUAAGUGGCUCCUCUCCUGGUUGGUCUGUAGCUCUUUGCUCAUGGGUUGUGUGUGGUGUGCCCCACCUGGGCCAAAGUGGGCAGGUAAGUGCCUCUGGGAGGGUGGGGAAGCAAUGGCUGCUUCCCCCACCCCACCCCACCCCAUGCCU